GCCUGCCUGCUUGCCUGCCUGCUUGCCUGCCUGCUUGCCUGCCUGCUCUUCUUUAGCCCUCCAUCCGCAUCGUCGCUCCUACGCUCCUCACUCCCCACGCUCUCGCUUCGGCCCAGCCUUCUCCUCCGGUGCCUGCCGCUCCUGUCUCCGAACAUAUCCAUUUUAUGCACUCUUUCAUGGCACCCGCUCCAAGCCCGCUCCAUCCGCCGCCAUCGCCACGGCCCUCCCUGGGUCGAUACUCAAGGGAGGGCCCGUUCGUGGACUGGUUCAACGCCGGGUUCAGGCCCGGACCCCGAUAUGGCACCUCGGCCUUCUACAUGAACAGCACUUCGAUCUACGCCAUGCUCGAAGAAUGCAAGAAGCGUCCUCGGAACCCCAUUUCGCUUUCGAAAACGCAACCUAUCCACCCGCAUCCCUCGCUCAUAGCCGUCGAGAUCGAGACAUCCUUGCGCGAGGUCAUGAGGGUCAUGAGGACGAGGAACGUCAAUGCCCUCGCGGUGUAUGUUUUCGAGCCCGUGUACUGGCCCGAUACGGACGAGACAAUCUUCCGCUCCAGCUACUGUGGAAUCGUCACCGUCAUCGAUGUGCUCCGCUUCAUCCUGCGGUACUUUUGGGAAAGGCAGAUCGCCCUCGAUGCCGUGCACGAUAUCGAUAUGGACGAGCUUCUGGGCUCGCAAGGCGACCUGUUUGACCGCCCCGUCGGCGACAUCCUUUCUCCACUCCACAAGGACGGAUCAAGCAGCGGCAUCGGCCGUCUCCAGGAUGCUCCGCCCUGCCGAACCGUGCUGGACGGCGACUCGACGCUGCUGGAGUUGGCGAGCCACCUUCGCUCUGGAUCCCAGUGGGUCUUUGUGAGCGAGCGCUUGCUGUCGCAGCCCACCCACCGAUCCAAGGUCGUUGCUCGCCCCUCCAUCAUGGCCGAGCCCAUGGACUAUGCGCCCGGCUGCUGCAAGAGCUCCAACAGCGCUCGACAGAGCGUGAAUCCCCGCGCCAUGCGAAUGGUGUCUCAGGGCGACCUGGUGUGGUUUGUGUCGAGCAAGCGGUGGGUCUUCAAGGACCUACUCGACCUCACAGCCAGUCAAAUCAUGAUGCGGUCUCGGCAUGAGCGACGCAUGAGCACCCAGCCGCUCAAACGAGUUCCUCUUGCUGAGGGGCAUUCGCGUCCGCCGAGCCGCGAGCCGCUGGAGCCCCUCGCCUGGCCCAACCUCAUCACAAUCGGCUGCUCGACCAACAUUCUGGGGGCUCUGCAAGUGCUUGAGCGCCACCAAGUCCAGGCUGUGGCCAUUGUCGACGGUGAAGGCAAACUCGUUGGGAACUUCACCGCCUCGAGCGUCCGCUUCCUGGACCAGCUGUCCUUUGGAGACCUGCUCAAACCGGCAUGCGUAUUCUACCCACCGGCAGUUCAUGAAACCAUGUUCCGGGAGAAAUUCUACACCAUCAAGCGCGAGUCGACGAUGGCGGAGGCCAUCGAGAUGAUGACCCAGGGCUUUGUCGCCCGAGUUUGGGUCGUGGACGACUCGGACCGACCGAUCGGCAUUGUCACCAUGUCCGAUGUCAUUGCAUCGCUGGCGCCUGAGUAGGGCCGGAAUAGCCCGUUUCGACUCGGACGGAAAAUACAACGUGGCGCUGCGUUGACAGACAGCCAGCGACAGUGCCGGUCUUCGCGAAUACACCACUCUCACGACGGUCGCCCACUCGGUCGGACUGCCUUGCGCUGCGAUUAGAUACCUUGGGAGCAGGCCGCGACGGCAUCACCCAUCCACCCAACAGCUAGUAAGGAACAAGUCCGAACGGGGGGGGGAGCUAUCGAUGAAAGUGUGUUUGUAUUUUGAAUAAUAAAGAAUGGGGUGAAAAUCGACACAUCGACAACGACUCCACU
Molecule: messenger RNA, 1879 nt
Organism: Polychytrium aggregatum
Lineage: Eukaryota; Fungi; Chytridiomycota; Chytridiomycetes; Polychytriales
Exons: 4
Coding region: 165-1580 (471 amino acids)
Source: RefSeq, a predicted model, not a curated record